UAUGUUGUAUAUGUAAAUCCUAGAUGUGAAAAUAGGCAUAAUUCAUCCUAAAAGGGUAUAAAGAAUAGAUAGGCGGAAAUCCAAUAUCUAUUCAAAAAAAAAAAAGAACAAUGGCCAAUUAGAUCGAAAUAAUGAAUCAUAAAUGGAGUUCGGGUUCGAAUUCUAUAGAUAAUAGAAUCUAAUACGGAUGGUUUUUCUAUAAUGAUAGAGAAAUGAAAGAGACUUACUCGUGAUUUCAUGUACUUAAUAUUUCUUUUGAAAAAAAGAAGGAUUGGCUGAACUUGAAAAUUGACUCAUUGAAUGAGUAAUUGAAUGAGUAAACGAUUGAAUCGUAUUCGGUUGGGUGGUACCAACUAAAUCAAGUGCUAACUCCCAUUUAUUUCUUAUUGAAUUAACCGAUCAACUUGCUAUCGCGACAUUUAUUUUCGACUUGGCAUGGCACUAUUCAAAAAAACUUUCGACAUACUUUACUUUAAUUAUAAUUAUGAGAAUCAAUCCUACCCCUUCUAGUCCUGCGGUUUCCACACUUGAAGAACAAAACCUAGGGCGUAUCGCUCAAAUUAUUGGCCCAGUACUGGAUGUUGUUUUUCCUCCGGGCAAGAUGCCUAAUAUUUAUAACGCUUUGGUAGUUAAGGGUCGAGAUACUAUUGGUCAGCAAAUUAAUGUGACUUGUGAGGUACAACAAUUAUUAGGAAAUAAUCGAGUUAGAGCUGUAGCUAUGAGUGCUACAGAUGGACUGAUGAGAGGAAUGGAAGUGAUUGACACGGGAGCUCCUCUAAGCGUUCCAGUCGGUGGAGCUACCCUCGGACGAAUUUUCAACGUUCUUGGGGAGCCUGUUGAUAAUUUAGGUCCUGUAGAUACUAGCACAACAUCUCCUAUUCAUAGACCUGCACCUGCCUUUAUACAGUUAGAGACGAAAUUAUCAAUCUUUGAAACAGGAAUUAAAGUAGUGGAUCUUUUAGCUCCUUAUCGCCGUGGAGGAAAAAUCGGACUAUUUGGAGGAGCUGGAGUAGGUAAAACAGUACUCAUCAUGGAAUUGAUCAACAACAUUGCCAAAGCUCAUGGAGGCGUAUCUGUAUUUGGCGGAGUAGGCGAACGUACUCGUGAAGGAAAUGAUCUUUACAUGGAAAUGAAAGAAUCCGGAGUAAUUAAUGAAAAAAAUAUUGCAGAAUCAAAAGUAGCUCUAGUCUACGGUCAAAUGAAUGAACCGCCGGGAGCUCGUAUGAGAGUUGGUUUGACUGCCCUAACUAUGGCGGAAUAUUUCCGGGAUGUUAAUGAACAAGACGUACUUCUAUUCAUCGACAAUAUCUUUCGUUUCGUCCAAGCAGGAUCAGAAGUAUCCGCCUUAUUGGGGAGAAUGCCUUCUGCAGUGGGUUAUCAACCUACCCUUAGUACAGAAAUGGGUUCUUUGCAAGAAAGAAUUACUUCUACCAAAGAGGGAUCUAUAACUUCGAUCCAAGCCGUUUAUGUACCUGCGGACGAUUUGACCGACCCUGCUCCUGCCACGACAUUUGCACAUUUAGAUGCUACUACCGUAUUAUCGAGAGGAUUAGCUGCCAAAGGUAUUUAUCCAGCAGUGGAUCCUUUAGAUUCAACGUCAACUAUGUUACAACCUCGGAUCGUUGGCGAGGAACAUUAUGAAACUGCGCAAAGAGUUAAGCAAACUUCACAACGUUACAAAGAACUUCAGGACAUUAUAGCUAUUCUUGGGUUGGACGAAUUAUCCGAAGAAGAUCGUUUAACUGUAGCAAGAGCACGAAAAAUCGAGCGUUUCUUAUCACAACCCUUCUUCGUGGCAGAAGUAUUUACUGGUUCUCCAGGAAAAUAUGUUGGUCUUGCAGAAACAAUUAGGGGGUUUCAACUGAUCCUUUCCGGAGAAUUAGACAGUCUUCCCGAGCAGGCCUUUUAUUUAGUAGGUAACAUCGAUGAAGCUACCGCGAAAGCUAUGAACUUAGAAGAGGAGAGCAAAUUGAAGAAAUGACCUUAAAUCUUUGUGUACUGACUCCUAAUCGAAUUAUUUGGGACUCAGAAGUGAAAGAAAUAAUUUUAUCUACUAAUAGUGGCCAAAUUGGCGUAUUACCAAACCACGCCCCUAUUGCCACGGCUGUAGAUAUAGGUCUUUUGAGAAUACGCCUCAACAACGACCAAUGGUUAACGGUGGCUCUGAUGGGUGGUUUCGCUAGAAUAGGUAAUAAUGAAAUCACCAUUUUAGGAAAUGAUGCGGAAAUAAGUACUGACAUUGAUCCGCAAGAAGCUCAACAAGCUCUUGAAAUAGCUGAAGCUAACUUGAGUAGAGCUGAGGGUAAGAGACAAGCAAUUGAAGCGAAUCUAGCUCUCAGACGAGCUAGGACACGAGUAGAGGCUGUCAAUGUUAUUUCCUACUAGUCAAGUCAAUACAUCAAAAUAAUAAAGAGAAGUUUUUAAAAA
Messenger RNA from Musa acuminata AAA Group (dessert banana), 2427 nucleotides. Its product is annotated as ATP synthase subunit beta, chloroplastic-like. Gene Ontology annotation, biological process: proton transmembrane transport; proton motive force-driven ATP synthesis. Gene Ontology annotation, molecular function: proton-transporting ATP synthase activity, rotational mechanism; ATP hydrolysis activity; ATP binding. NCBI's taxonomy places the organism in Eukaryota, Viridiplantae, Streptophyta, Magnoliopsida, Zingiberales, Musaceae. Gene Ontology annotation, cellular component: chloroplast thylakoid membrane. The record is from RefSeq and is a predicted model, not a curated record.